AUGUCGCCCGGCGGCCACCUGGCCACUGACCAAGAUGACUUCUCACAUGGUAGCAGCUUCACGAGCCAAGCUCUAAUUGCUUUGGACAAUCAGUAUGGAACCCACAAUUAUCAUCCCCUUCCUGUUGUCUUUGAUCGAGCCGAAGGAUGUACAGUAUGGGAUCCGGAAGGAAAACAGUACAUAGAUUGUCUCUCGGCUUCUUCGGCUGUCAACCAAGGCCACUGUGAUCCAAAGAUACUGAAAGCGUUAAUCGAGCAAGCGGGUCGACUAACGCUCUCCUCAAGAGCCUUUCACAAUUCGGCGCUAGGACCAUACCUAGCAAAACUCUGCUCGACGUUUGGGUAUCAAAGAGCUUUACCUAUGAACGCAGGGGUCGAAGCUGUUGAGACUGCACUCAAAAUAGCUCGUAAAUGGGCUUACACCAAAAAGGGGGUACCGGCCGGCCAGGCCAUAAUCUUGAGCGUUGAGGGGAAUUUUCAUGGUAGGACCUUAGGUACAAUGGGAAUGAGCACUGAUCCAGAUUCCCGUAGUGCCUUUGGGCCAUUCCUCAAAGGUAUAUGUUCCAGUUGCCCAAGUAGUCCUCCAAAGAAUGCUGAGGGAAGAUUAUUAAAAUUCAACAAUGUCAACGAUAUUGAGCGAGCCCUCCAAGCGCAUGGAAAAAGCGCUGCCGCGGUUGUACUCGAGCCUAUUCAAGGUGAAGCAGGACUGGACUUGGUCGAACAGGAAAGCUGCAAGUCUCUAUCCGGCGGAUUUUAUCCAGUCUCAGCGGUUUUAGCGGAUGAAAAUAUCAUGGACGUCAUUAAGCCGGGAGAACAUGGGUCUACAUUCGGUGGGAACCCCUUAGGCUGCGCAAUAGCAGUCGCGGCAUUGGAUGUGUUGCUUGACGAGCACUUGGCAGAGCGGGCCGAGGAAAUGGGGCAGAUGAUGAGAAGUGGUCUUCUGGAAUUGAAGUCGAUUCGACCAUCAGCAGAUAGUUCAACAGGUUAUAUUCAAGCCGUCCGAGGAAAAGGUUUAUUGAAUGCCAUUGUCCUUGACACGAGUUUAUCCACCAAGAAAAGGGGAGCUUGGGAACUUUGUUUAUUGAUGAAAUCACGUGGUGUUCUGGCUAAGCCAUCACAUUCGAAUAUCAUCAGAUUGGUACCACCAUUGGUAAUCGGACCAGAGGAAGUCAAAAGGGUUGUUACGGUUAUCGGCGAGUCUUUAAAAGAUUUGGAUCAAGUCGGUGUUGGCAUCAGAGGCUACUAG
Molecule: messenger RNA, 1245 nt
Organism: Puccinia triticina
Lineage: Eukaryota; Fungi; Basidiomycota; Pucciniomycetes; Pucciniales; Pucciniaceae
Exons: 9
Coding region: 1-1245 (414 amino acids)
Cellular component (GO): cytoplasm
Molecular function (GO): L-ornithine transaminase activity; identical protein binding; pyridoxal phosphate binding
Source: RefSeq, a predicted model, not a curated record